UUUGUCACUCCUCGUGUGUGAAUGAUGUAUUAAAUCUGCAUAUUAUACAAAAUUAAUAAAAAUGUAUCAUUAUCAUUGUUUACUUUUAAUUAGUAGUAUUCUUAUUUUAACAGUGCGUAUACAAUCUCAAGAUUCCAAAGGUCCAGGAAUAUCGUCAUGUUGUUUUUUUGGUGGACGCACUGAUUGUGGCCUCUCGAAUGUCUUAAUUACAGACAUACCAGGGAAGUGCACAUCUGUAAUUUACUCUGCAGUUUACAUGGAUUUAGAAUACUUUGCUACUGAUAGCUAUUAUAAAAGCGAUUUUACAAUUUUAGACUAUAUGUUGAAUAGUAGUAAGCCUGUAUUCAUAAACUACUUACACGAGAACCAACAAGAAUGGGCUACAGCGCUUAGUAAUAGUUCGUCUAAUGAAGGAAACAAAACAUUCGAUGAAAUGAAAGCCAUAAAGGGUUUUUUCGAAGAACAUCCAAAGAUUGCUGGUGUUAUACUUACAGGUUUACAGUAUACUGGUAAUAGUUCCAAUGAAAUUCCGGGAUUAUCAGAAAAUUUAAAAAAAUUUCUCGAAUUGUUGAAACAGGCUUAUCCAGAAUUAGCGGUUGGCCUUGAAUUACACGGAAGAGUUUUAAUAGAUCAAUAUACUACACCCAAGUUUGAUUGGUUGAAUAUCAAUGAUUUCGACUCCGUUAUGGAUUUUUAUGUUGUUUCUCUGGAAUUUUUUAACACAUGCUAUAGCGACCUAAGAGAUACUGGAACAGUUCCCAUGAAUGGAAUAGCAAAUUAUACAUUGGAUAAACUAAAAAAUGUCUUAGAGGGAGCAUGUUUUCCAAAUGAAAAAAUAUAUUUUAAAUUUAAAACAAACCCGGUAUCAACCAAUGAUAACCUUACUAUUUGUAAAGUGAAUAAUGAAGAGAUGUGUCUGUGUUCACAAGAAGCAAGUUUGUGGUGUGCAGAUACUCAAUUAUCAUACAAUGAAAAAGGUCAAUUUUCGAAAGAUUAUGGAGCUGGGUUUAUGGUUCGUUAUAUCGAUUAUGAUGAUCCUGAGAGUCAUUGUCAAUGUGCAACCCCUUAUCCUGCGUUCAACGCUCUUCUAGAUGGUUUUAAUAAUGUUGGAACACAAAACUGCCCUGGAAUAUCGUCGUGUUGUUUUUAUGGUGAACUCAGUAAUGCUGAUUGUGGUCUCUCGGAAGUCCUAAUUACAAAAAUACCAAAAGACUGCACGUCUGUAAUUUACACUGCGCUUUUUGUGGAUUUAAAUUACUAUAUUACUGACCCCUUGGUGAUCAACAAUGAUUUUAAAGUUUUAGACAGCAUGUUGGAAAGUGGUAAACGUGUAUUUACCUACUAUGGUCACGAUAAUCAAGCCCAAUGGUCUGAAGUGCUUGCUUGUGAAUCAUCUAAUGGAGGAGCAAACUCGUUAGAUGAAAUGAAAAGCUUAAAGGCUUUUUUUGAUAAACAUCCAAAGAUCGAAGGUGUUAUACUUACUAAUUUACUGUAUGAUCUUACUUCUUCAGAAUUUCCGGGAUAUACUGAAAAUCUUAAAACAUACCUUGAAGUGAUGAGAAAAAAGUUUCCAAAACUUGUAAUUGGUUUCAAUUUAAUCGGAGUUCUUUUAAUAGAUCAGUUUAUCAAUCCAAAGUUUAAAUGGUUAGAUAUUACUGUAAUAGACUCAGUUGUUGAUUUUUAUGAUGUUUCUCUGGAGUUCUUUAAUCCAUGUACUGCUGAUUUAAGAAAUACCGGAAUAACUCCAAUGAAUGGAUCUAAUACAAAAUAUACAUUGGAAAAAGUAAGAGAUGCCUUACAGCAGUUAUCUUUUCCAAAAGAAAAAACAUAUUUUAAGUUUAGAACAAGCCCAGUAUCACCUGAUGAUUCAAAAACUAUUUGUGAUGUGAAUAUUGCAAAGAUGUGUGUAGAUCCAUCUAUAGCAUGUGAUUGGUGUGCAGAUACUCUAUUGUCAUAUAAUGAAAAAGGUCAAUAUUCGAAAGAAAACGGAGAAGGAUUUAUGGUACGUUAUAUUGAUAUUGAUGAUCCUGAGAAUUGUUGUAACUGUGAAAAGCCAUACCCUGCGUUUCAUGCUAUUCUAGAUGGUUUUAAGGGCGUUUCAACAAAACCAUGUGAUUUAUUAAAUAGAAGUUAA
Rhopalosiphum padi (bird cherry-oat aphid) is the source of this 2134-nucleotide messenger RNA. RefSeq lists its product as uncharacterized. Bases 62 to 2134 code for a protein of 690 amino acids. The record is from RefSeq and is a predicted model, not a curated record. NCBI's taxonomy places the organism in Eukaryota, Metazoa, Arthropoda, Insecta, Hemiptera, Aphididae. The transcript has 15 exons.